This is a messenger RNA of Toxoplasma gondii ME49, 2355 nucleotides long. RefSeq names its product ATP-dependent Clp endopeptidase, proteolytic subunit ClpP domain-containing protein. Gene Ontology annotation, cellular component: endopeptidase Clp complex. The transcript is spliced from 4 exons. The record is from RefSeq and is a predicted model, not a curated record. NCBI's taxonomy places the organism in Eukaryota, Apicomplexa, Conoidasida, Eucoccidiorida, Sarcocystidae. Bases 507 to 1967 code for a protein of 486 amino acids. Gene Ontology annotation, molecular function: ATP-dependent peptidase activity; serine-type endopeptidase activity; ATPase binding. Gene Ontology annotation, biological process: protein quality control for misfolded or incompletely synthesized proteins.
UUUUUUCUCCUCGCGCUUCUCUCCUGGUCUCGACAAGUUUUUCGUUUCUCUUCCUCUCUGACGGCACUACGCCGCCUGCAGGCUCUGUCUCCUUCGCGGGUGAUCGUCUUGCCUCGCGCGUCGAGCGCCAACCUCCUUUCUUCUCCUACACGUUUCGUUGUCGUUCUGCACAUUCUUCUCCCCGUAUCCCUCUUUCCAUCUUUCCAUCUUUCCAUCUUUCCAUCUUCGUCCACCGCUCUCUGUUUGGUCCUUUCCUUCUUUCUUUUCUUCUUUCUUCCCCUCUUUCUGUUUUUCCUCUUCCUGUCUGUGUCUCUUUCGCGACCUCCGUCCAUGUAUCCUUGCAUCUUGUACGCUUAUUAUUGGAGGCGACAGCACCUGCGAAGUCCUUUCUUCAGAGGACGCAGCGAACCUCCUCUGAAACUUUGUGUCAGCGCUAAGUCUGAGAAGCAGCGAACCGUGGGGAAGACAAAGCAUUUGCUCCGAGAGGCGCGAGACCGAAACGCACCAUGCAGCUGCUGCUGUCAAAUACUCUCUCUUCUUCCCGCUCUCAGCUCAUUCCCUCUCAUCUGUGUACCUCUUCUGAGCUCUCGCCUUUCUUUCUGAGACGUUUUCCGGCUCUCCACUUCUCUUGCCUCGCUCGUUCGUUUCUCGUUCUCUCUCUUCUCUCCUCUUUCGCAGCGGCUUCUUCGCCUUCUCUUUCUCCUCCGUCUUUCCUUCAACCUCCUUCCUCUGCUCUCUCUUCUCUCUCUUCUCCAUUUUCUUCUUUCUCUUCUCUCUCCACUACCUUUUCGUCUUCUCCCAGUUCUUCGCUGAAUUCGCAUCGAUUGUUAAAGCCAUCGGGAUGGUCAGGGAAGAGGCGGUAUCUCAGUCCUUCCUCUCAAAAGGAAGGAAGAAGUCUCGUAAAACAUAGUUUUUUCCUCCGUUCGGAAGGCUUCGGGGAGCUUGCGAGACGCAGCGAUGGCCUCGCAAUGACAGAUGGCGAGUCCGUGGGGUGUAUGUACACCCCAGGGCACGUCUCGCCGUACACGGUUUCGGAUGGGAGUUCGUUUCCAGGUCGAGAGGUCUCGGAGACGCUCGACCGCUUCUUCCUCCGUCGGCGAGUCCUGUUCCUCCAAGGUCCGUUGACUGACGAAUUGGCGUCUUUCCUCGCUUCUCAGCUGCUCUUCUUGGCGGCGCAUGCAGAGGACGAGAAGGGAGGACGCGACGAAGGAGAGAGAAAGGAAGACGAAGAAGACGACAGAGGACAAGACCGGAACAGGGCGUGGAGGUCGGACGAGAGAGUCUUCUGUGUGUCCUCCCAGAGAGACCGACGUUUCGCGUCUCCGCAUGACAGAAAGCGACGUCGACAGAUGCCCUUCUUCUCCUCGCUCUUUCCAGACUCCUGCACAGAAUCCGAGUGCUUGACUUCAAGGAGACAACAAGAAAGUGAACAGAGACAGACGACCGCCUCUUGUCUUCCUCCUGUUGACCUUCUCAUCAACUCCCCGGGGGGAUCGGUGACAGCAGCGCUGAGCCUCUUGGAUCUCCGUCACUCGCUGCCUUUUGAAGUCCACACCACAUCCAUCGGUCAGGCAGGGGGCGUCGCGGCGCUUCUCCUCGCUGCGGGGACGCCCGGGCAUCGCCGCGCGUUUCCUUCCUGCCGCUUUUCUCUUCGACAAAUCGAAGGUCGCGUCGAAGGCCAGGCGGAAACGAUUGAGCGAGAAACCGCCGAGAUCGAAAGCGUCCAGCGCCUGGUGUACAGACACCUCGCGGCGUUCUGCACUCGGCGCGGUCCAGGAGAUCGCGGGAGCGAACGAGAGAGCCAUUCAGAAAGGGGAGAAGCGGGGGAGGACAGAGAACGGCUUGCGAAGAGGGAGAAAGAAAUUCAAGAGGACUGCGAGAACGAAUUAUUUCUCAGUGCGGAACAAGGCGUGGAGUAUGGACUCAUCGACCAGGUCAUCCAACCUCUCAGAGGCAGGCCUCAUUGAAGUGAAAUCGAUACCCGAUGAAAACCGCAGAUUCCGCUUUUUUUCCGAGGGUCCCCACCGUUGCAACUUAUAUCCUUAUCUCUACAGAGAGAUAUAUUACGUCCCUGACUGUACAUACAUAUAUAUAUAUUUAUAUUUAUUUAUAUCUAUUUAUAUAUAGGGAUUGUGGGUGUAGGUGAUUUGGUAGAUCCAGGGAAAGUGAAGGCACAGGUAUUGGGUAUUUCCUUCUCCUUCGUGAGUGUGGGUGGGGGCGAAAAAACCGGUACGUUUUUCGAUGCAUGCAUUGCCGACUGGCGAGAACUCCGAACUUCUCCACAGUUUUGACGAGCUUCGCAGUGCCGAGUGUGUCUUUCACUCUAUUUCCGAGAAGCCGUAAGCAACUGUUAGU